AUGGCCGAGUUCGGCGAGGCCGCCCCGUACCUCCGCAAGUCGGAGAAGGAGCGGGUGGAGGCCCAGACGCGGCCCUUCGACCUCAAGAAGGACAUCUUCGUCCCCGACGACAAGGAGGAGUUCGUCAAGGCCACCAUCAUCUCCCGCGACGGCGCCAAGAUCACUGCCGAGCCCGAGCGCGAAAAAAAACCCGGCACCGUGACGGUCAAGGAGGACCAGAUCAUGCAGCAGAACCCGCCCAAGUUCGACAAGAUCGAGGACAUGGCCAUGCUCACCUUCCUCCACGAGCCCGCCGUCCUCUACAACCUCAAGGACCGCUACGCUUCUUGGAUGAUCUACACCUACUCGGGGCUCUUCUGCGUGACGGUCAACCCCUACAAGUGGCUGCCCGUCUACAACGCCGAGGUGGUGGCCGCCUACCGGGGCAAGAAGCGGAGCGAAGCUCCUCCCCACAUCUUCUCCAUCUCCGACAACGCCUACCAGUCCAUGCUCACGGACCUCCUGGAGAAGUCCCGGGUCAUCUUCCAGCUCAAGGCUGAGAGGAACUACCACAUCUUCUACCAGAUCCUCUCCAACAAGAAGCCGGAGCUGCUCGAGACGUUGCUCAUCACCAACAACCCCUACGACUACAGUUACGUCUCCCAAGGGGAAAUCAACGGCUCGAACGUGCGUAUGGCCCCCGACAACGCUUUCGACGUGCUGGGCUUCACCUCGGAGGAGAAGGCCGGCGUCUACAAGCUGACGGGCGCCAUCAUGCACUUUGGCAACAUGAAGUUCAAGCAGAAGCAACGGGAGGAGCAGGCGGAGCCCGACGGCACCGAAGAUGCGGACAAGUCGGCCUACCUGAUGGGGCUGAACUCGGCCGACCUCCUCAAGGGGCUGUGCCACCCCCGGGUCAAGGUGGGCAACGAGUACGUCACCAAGGGGCAAAAUGUCCAGCAGGUGUACUACUCCAUCGGGGCCCUGGCCAAGGCCGUCUACGAGAAGAUGUUCAACUGGAUGGUGACCAGGAUCAACAACUCCCUGGAGACCAAGCAGCCGCGGCAGUACUUCAUCGGUGUGCUGGACAUCGCUGGCUUCGAGAUCUUUGACUUCAACAGCUUUGAGCAGCUCUGCAUCAACUUCACCAACGAGAAGCUGCAGCAGUUCUUCAACCCCCACAUGUUCGUGCUGGAGCAGGAGGAGUACAAGAAGGAGGGCAUCGAGUGGGAGUUCAUCGACUUCGGCAUGGACCUGCAGGCCUGCAUUGACCUCAUUGAGAAGCCCAUGGGGAUCAUGUCCAUCCUGGAGGAGGAGUGCAUGUUCCCCAAGGCCACGGACAUGACCUUCAAGGCCAAGCUCUUUGACAACCACCUGGGCAAGUCGGCCAACUUCGGGAAGCCACGCAACGUGAAGGGCAAGCCGGAGGCCCACUUCUCGCUCAUCCACUACGCCGGCACGGUGGACUACAACAUCCUCGGCUGGCUGGAGAAGAACAAGGACCCCCUCAACGAGACGGUGGUGGGCCUCUACCAGAAGUCGUCCCUCAAGCUCCUGGCCAACCUCUUCGCCAACUACGCCGGGGCGGAUGCACCCGUGGAGAAGGGGAAAGGCUCCAAGAAGAAAGGUUCUUCCUUCCAAACGGUCUCGGCCCUGCACCGGGUGAGGAUCUGGGGGUCAAAGGUGGGGGGACUCUACCGCAUCCUGAACCCCGCCGCCAUCCCCGAGGGGCAGUUCAUCGACAGCCGCAAGGGCGCCGAGAAGCUCCUGGGUUCCCUCGACAUCGACCACAACCAGUACAAGUUUGGGCACACCAAGGUCUUCUUCAAGGCCGGGCUGCUGGGCCACCUAGAGGAGAUGCGGGACGAGCGCCUCUCCCGCAUCAUCACCCGCAUCCAGGCCCAGGCCCGGGGGCAGCUCAUGCGCAUCGAGUUCAAGAAGAUCCUGGAGCGCCGGGACGCACUGCUGGUGAUUCAGUGGAACAUCCGGGCCUUCAUGGGGGUGAAGAACUGGCCCUGGAUGAAGCUCUACUUCAAGAUCAAGCCCCUGCUGAAGAGCGCCGAGACGGAGAAGGAGAUGCAGACCAUGAAGGAGGAGUUCGGGCGGCUGAAGGAAGCCCUGGAGAAGUCGGAGACGCGGCGGAAGGAGCUGGAGGAGAAGAUGGUCUCUCUGCUGCAGGAGAAGAACGAUCUCCAGCUGCAAGUGCAGGCCGAGCAGGACAACCUCAAUGAUGCCGAGGAGCGCUGCGACCAGCUGAUCAAGAACAAGAUCCAGCUGGAGGCCAAGGUGAAGGAGCUCACGGAGCGCCUGGAGGACGAGGAGGAGAUGAACGCCGAGCUCACGGCCAAGAAGAGGAAGCUGGAGGACGAGUGCUCGGAACUCAAGAAGGACAUUGAUGACCUGGAGCUGACGCUGGCCAAGGUGGAGAAGGAGAAACACGCCACGGAGAACAAGGUCAAGAACCUCACAGAGGAGAUGGCCGGGCUGGACGAGAUCAUCGCCAAGCUGACGAAGGAGAAGAAGGCCCUGCAAGAGUCCCACCAGCAAGCGCUGGACGACCUGCAGGCAGAAGAAGACAAGGUCAACACCUUGACCAAGGCCAAAGUGAAGCUGGAGCAGCAGGCGGAUGACCUCGAAGGGUCCCUGGAGCAGGAGAAGAAGAUCCGGAUGGACCUGGAACGGGCCAAGCGGAAGCUGGAAGGUGACUUGAAACUCACCCAAGAGAACAUCAUGGACCUGGAGAACGACAAGCAGCAGCUGGAGGAGAAGCUCAAAAAGAAAGAGUUUGAGAUCCACCAGCAGAACAGCAAGAUCGAGGAUGAACAAGCGCUGGCCCUGCAGCUCCAGAAGAAGAUGAAAGAGCUGCAGGCGCGGAUCGAGGAGCUGGAGGAAGAGCUGGAGGCGGAGCGCACGGGGCGGGCCAAGGUGGAGAAGCUGCGCUCGGAGCUGUCGCGGGAGCUGGAGGAGAUCAGCGAGCGGCUGGAGGAGGCGGGCGGCGCCACCUCGGUGCAGAUCGAGCUCAACAAGAAGCGGGAGGCCGAGUUCCAGAAGAUGCGGCGCGACCUGGAGGAGGCCACGCUGCAGCACGAGGCCACGGCCGCCACGCUGCGCAAGAAGCACGCCGACAGCGUGGCCGAGCUCGGCGAGCAGAUCGACAACCUGCAGCGCGUCAAGCAGAAGCUGGAGAAGGAGAAGAGCGAGCUCAAGCUGGAGCUGGACGACGUCAGCGCCAGCAUGGAGCAGCUCAUCAAGGCCAAGGUGGGCAUGGAGAAGGUGUCCCGCAGCCUGGAGGACCAGGCGGCCGAGCACCGGGCCAAGCUGGAGGAGAUGCAGCGAGCCCUCAAUGACACCAGCACCCAGCGGGCCAAGCUCCAGACCGAGAACGGAGAGCUGUCCCGCCAGCUGGAGGAGAAGGAGGCCCUCAUCUCUCAGCUCACCCGGGGCAAGCAGUCGUACACCCAGCAGAUGGAGGACCUCAAGAGGCAGCUGGAGGAGGAAGCAAAGGCGAAGAACGCGCUGGCCCACGCCCUCCAGUCGGCCCGGCACGACUGCGACCUGCUGCGGGAGCAGUACGAGGAGGAGACGGAGGCCAAGGCCGAGCUCCAGCGCACCCUGUCCAAGGCCAACUCCGAGGUGGCCCAGUGGAGGACCAAGUACGAGACGGAUGCCAUCCAGCGCACCGAGGAGCUGGAGGAGGCCAAGAAGAAGCUGGCGCAGCGGCUGCAGGCGGCCCAGGAGGCGGGGGGCCACAAGACCAUCCACGAGCUGGAGAAGGUCCGGAAGCAGCUGGACGCCGAGAAGCUGGACCUUCAAGCAGCGCUGGAGGAGGCCGAGGCGUCGCUGGAGCACGAGGAGGGGAAGAUCCUGCGGGCCCAGCUGGAGUUCAACCAGGUCAAGGCGGACUACGAGCGCAAGCUGGCCGAGAAGGACGAGGAGAUGGAGCAGGCCAAGAGGAACCACCUGCGGGUGGUGGACUCGCUGCAGACCUCCCUGGACGCCGAGACGCGGAGCCGCAACGAGGCGCUGCGGCUCAAGAAGAAGAUGGAGGGCGACCUCAACGAGAUGGAGAUCCAGCUCAGCCACGCCAACCGCCUCGCUGCCGAGGCCCAGUCCCACCUCAAGGCGGCCCAGACUCACCUGAAGGACACCCAGCUGCAGCUGGAUGACGUGGUGCGGGCCAACGAGGACCUGAAGGAGAACAUCGCCAUCGUGGAGCGCAGGAACAACCUGCUGCAGUCGGAGCUGGAGGAGCUGCGGGCCGGGGUGGAGCAGACGGAGCGGGCCCGGAAGCCGGCCGAGCAGGAGCUGAUCGAGGCCAGCGAGCGGGUCCAGCUCCUCCACUCGCAGAACACCAGCCUCAUCAACCAGAAGAAGAAGAUGGAGGUUGACAUCUCCCAGCUGCAGACGGAGGUGGAAGAGGCCAUCCAGGAGUGCCGGAACGCCGAGGAGAAGGCCAAGAAAGCCAUCACGGACGCGGCCAUGAUGGCGGAGGAGCUGAAGAAGGAGCAGGACACGAGCGCCCACCUGGAGCGCAUGAAGAAGAACAUGGAGCAGACCAUCAAGGACCUGCAGCUGCGGCUGGACGAGGCCGAGCAGCUGGCCCUCAAGGGCGGCAAGAAGCAGCUGCAGAAGCUGGAGGCCCGCGUGCGGGAGCUGGAGAACGAGCUGGAGGCCGAGCAGAAGCGCAACGCCGAGAGCGUCAAGGGCCUCCGCAAGUCGGAGCGGCGCGUCAAGGAGCUCAGCUACCAGACGGAGGAAGACAAGAAGAACUUGCUGCGGCUCCAGGACCUGGUGGACAAGCUGCAGAUGAAAGUCAAGGCCUACAAGCGGCAGGCGGAGGAGGCG
Molecule: messenger RNA, 4824 nt
Organism: Struthio camelus australis
Lineage: Eukaryota; Metazoa; Chordata; Aves; Struthioniformes; Struthionidae
Source: RefSeq, a predicted model, not a curated record